GAUAAAAUUUUCCAUCUCAAGUUCUUUUAGAGCCAAUACGUCUUCGUCGGUAAUGGUCGUCUGAAUCGAAUUAUCUGGUGUUGCUGUUGUUGUYAUUGACGUUGCAUCUUUCAUCUCUGUGGUCGAUAGUCGUUGCCGUUUUUUGUGCGAAUGAUCUUUGUGUCGUCGCUGUUGGCCAAAUAAUUGACCGAUGUUCCCGGUCACUUUAUCCCAUUCGUUUUCGACAUUUUCAGAAAGUUUGCCCCAUUCGUUCACGACGUUAUUCGCAAUUUUGUCCCAUUCCUUARCAACGUGUCUACCGAAUCUUUCCAAGGGGUUGACCSCAUUUCUGCCUUUCCUUCCACCCGGCCUUCCCAUAAUCUUGGUCCUCGCUUCCUGUUGGACUUCUUCCAAUCGGUGGGGAUUCAUGUAUUUAUAAAUCUCAAUGCCUUCGGGUGCUGCUUGAAAACUAUAGCUAAAAAUCUUUUGGACAGCCCAGCCGUGGAGAUCUCCAUAUAUUUCGUCGUAUGCAGCUUGUACAGCGGCCCUGGAAGAGUCAAAUCUAGUGCCAACCUCAAGCACAUUGUUGAAUAUAGUCGUUUGAUACUCUAGCUGUCUGCGGACCCAUAAAAGUCCCAUCGCUGCACUCUUCUCCUUCAAGCGAGGAAGCUUUGUAUUGUCAUGGACAUCAGUCUCUACUUCAUAUUGCAAUAAGUCACGAAGAGUUGGGCUUGUGAAAAUAGUUUCCGAGCCGACCUCGUUGCUGUYCACGGAUGCUCUUUCUUUGUUACCAUUUUCCUUGGAUUGAUGAACGCCAUAUUCAUGAAUGGCAASUUCAAUCUUCGCAAUGUUUUGCACGAUAUCUUUCUGGCCAAGACCGAUKCCUACAGCGUAUCCUUUGUAGCCGGGAGGAACUUGUCGGAGGACGCGCCACUCGGCGAAGAUUCUCAUUGCCGCACAAAAGUUAAUCGCAUCGAUAUCUCCUGCAAKAAUAUGAGAGUGACCRAUCUGCUCAGUGGUGAUCGGAGCCGAGACCCCCCUGCCUCGCGCCGCAUUGGUAGYGGUGGAAACUCUUUCGAUCAUCUUCUUCACUCGAGGGAGGAGCCCUGAUAGAAACUUCCCAGAGUUGAARUCCCUCUGGGUGCUUUCAACAGCAUAUCGAAAGGACAUGGUAAURUCUUUUAGUGUGCUUUCCGCGAUUUCUUUUAAUGGAACAAAACAUUCCGAGUUGGAUAAGAUGAAGUCUACAUUCGCUGUCGAAGCUCCCUGCUUCUUUUUCGACUUCGACUUAUUGUUUCUUCGCGUCUUAACUGACACUGCSGCACCGCCUCUUGGGGUAGCCAAUACCUCUCCGAUCGAGUCUUUGGGUGCAGGAUUUGCACCAGUAGGAGAGUUUUUGAAAGCAAUGCGAGCAUGCUCUACGACAGAAUAAAACGAACCAAUCCACCCAUCGGYCCAAUAAUCCUCUCUACGAAGAUCGAUGCCGCCUGCGAAGGGGAGAAUGGGACUCAAAGUUGUGGUAAYGGAAGAAAUUGCAGCGCUUCCUAGACCCAUGGAUGGUCGGGCUUUAURMGAAGAUUGAUCUUGACGGUAUCGAAAUGCGGGCCGAAUUACAUCGGCGCUAAGGGCAUCAUAAUCAUCGUGUGCUUCCAAUGAUCCUAUUUGCGCGUCAACCAUACAAAAAAUGACAUCGGCCAAGCUGAAUACUAUCAGAAUCAAAACGGAAAACUUCCCAACACUCCACUUCCUUCUUUCGUCCACAAAGUUGUUGUGGUGCAGAUGUAGACUAACUGAACGAGCAUUCGCAUUAGACCUUGUAUAAGAUUUCUCGUUGACUUCUUCGCGGUAUAUCUUGUCGAUCAGUGGUGUGAUGUGGUCAACUUUGCCGCUAUAGCCUUCGAAAGARCCCCUGUCCAUGUCAAAAGAGUAAUGCGUUGCAAUGUAUGCAGACRUAGGUAGAGAAGAGACACUUGUGAGAGAGGGAGAUCCUGUAUCUAUUAUUUGGUUCAUUGCGGUGUUCGUCCAGGCAUUAAUGGAUGGUUGUUCAAAAUCCGAAAUCCGUUCAUUUUUUUAUUCCGAUACGAGUACUACUCGUACUCGUACUCGUAUUUCGCACCAGGAACCACCAUAUGCUACGAUUAUCGUCCGAAUAGUACUCGUAAUCUCGUAGUGGAUWAACGGUUGCCGUGUGCUGGCGUCGACAGUUUUUUGCACUACAAACGCACGCAGAUGAUGGGUGUCAUCUCAAAAGCAAUCAACAAUCGAACUGYUAAAAAUUCGAGUACUUUCAUUCUGUAACACAUGGUACGGUACUCAUACAGUAGGUCUACAUUGUACUGUAGUACCGUGUUGUUUGAAAUGGGAAAGCGAGCAGAACACGUCAACGCACCCAUCAAAAGUCAAAAGUGAUCCGUUCACGCGGGGUAGAAAUAGACAUGGUUCUGGAGCUCGGGUUUCACAUUUUGUGGGACUCAAAAUUAUCCUCACGAUACGACUGUGACACCAAACGAAAGAAAUGCAUGGACAUAGAAACAGAACGAGGCAUGUUUCGAAAACACGAAGCAAUAGAACCUUGUCCUUUCUUGAACGUGUUGAAAUGCAAAUCGAAAACAGCAACUUACUCUUCGUCAUUCAUGUGGGAWGCGAAGGUCUCGCGGCUGAAUCUGGAGGCCCGAGUUUCGUGAUGCGUUGCAUCCAUGGUAUUCCUCCCCGUGAUCAUUCCGCAGAAGUCUAAGGAUUUCGACUUUUUCAGCGUUGUCUUCAUGGUUGUWUUUGACGUUUGCUGUUAUUGAUGAAAAAGGGGCUCUGUCUUUACUUUUUGUGGUGUUCUAUGAAUAGAGCGGUGCUUCGGUAUCGAUAUUAUUGUUCUGUGUCAUAGUUGUCAAGAAUGAUGCAGAGUUGAUAGAUUGUGAUGUAUUUUGAAUUUUCUCGAAGAAAAUUGAAUACGAGUACAGGUACACAGUACCGUAUAUGUCGUAGCGAAUGGGAACUCCUCUCCCUUGCCGUCUUUCUCCUCAUGACUCACAUCGCUUSAAGAGACUUAACAAAACGCGACCAACUCCGACCAGACGGCCUCUUGUGAUGUCGCUAUUUUUUCGAAUUUGUGUGACAUCUUGCACUGUAAACUGGAACGGUUCGGAGCUGGUGCAUUGUCCUGUCUUCGAUUACUAGCAGAAGUUACAAAUUACUCCAUCCGAGGAACAAGGGGUUAUCAGCAUCGUGCGAUAUUAUGACGCCGUUGAUGACACCAACAAAAAACUCGUACGAUGGUUUUAUGUUUCGUAGUAGAACUCUAACGGUAGCGAGGAUCGAAGAAUAUGGCAGUCUCUCUGUAGAGAAGAAAAAAAUCAUCAGGGCGAAGUUAGCGUACGGUACGUACGAGUACGUACCGGUAUCAUUCUGUACUUCUGAUAAUUUUUGAUGAGUCGAUUGAUGAUGAUGUUUCACGAUGAUUACUGUAUGAUGACGAUGAUUCAUUCGUAGGUAUCAGCAGUCUACCAGUACRCCGCACAAUACGAUACGGUAUCUUCCAUGUCGCGUAAAUCCGGUAUUCCGAACUCGAUUCUUCGGCUUCCAUAACCAACUCCAAGACUUGCUGUAAUCAAUUUAACUUGAGUUUCCCACUCUGACCUCUUGCGAGACAGUAAGCUGCAUUACCGCGAGCCAAAUCAUGAAAUCUCCCUAYGUUCAUUGCGAUUGUCCGACGUGGAUGACGUUGAUAUUAGUCGUGCCAUUCUUAUUGGAAGCUGCAUCCGCUUUCCUUUGCACGGACACAAAGUUWGCUUGCUCGCAUCGUUCGGCCGAUUCGAGUAGCAGCAAUAUUUACGGCAACUCGCAGCUCGGUUUGGGUGGGAGUGAUGGUGGUGAAGAAUAUCAAGAUGCAUAUGGACGAACUAUCCAAACAUCCAAUGAUGCCGAAGAUGAGGAUGAUCCGCUAGCCAAUGCGAGUAAAAGCGUCAUUCUCGACCCUCUGGUCGUUUGUGGGCCAUCUGGAGUUGGAAAGGGAACAUUGAUCGAGUGCCUCCGAAGUAGGUUCCCGUCCGAUGUGUUUGCGUUUAGUGUAUCACACACAACACGCCAGCCACGCCCAGGUGAAGUUCAUGGGGAGCAUUAUCAUUUUACCAAUCCGGAGGACAUACAGCGAGAUAUCGAUCAAGGACUGUUUGUAGAGCACGCCCAGGUUCAUGGAAAUUACUAUGGAACUAGCAAACAGGCGAUCGAGGUACUUCAAAGCGAAAAAAAGAUUACCAUUCUGGAUAUCGAUGUGCAAGGAGUGAUUUCCGUGAAAGAAUCAAGAUUUCCGGCCAAUUUCAUCUUCAUUGCACCUCCUUCAAUGAUGGAAUUAGAAAACCGUCUUAGAGGGCGGGGGACGGAAACUGAGGAGGCUAUUCAGAAACGACUCGRAAACGCCGCGAAAGAGAUCGAAUAUGGUGAGGCAGAUGGCAACUUUGAUCACGUAUUUWUCAACAACGAUGUUGAGGAGACCGUAGACGAAAUGAUUAAGGUACUUCUAGUGAAGUAUCCUCAGCUGAARAAAUUCCAAGAUGCCGCUUCUCUCGAAGCUGAACAAAUCAAAGGCGAACAGACAAUAGAUGAUGAUAAAGAAGAAGAAUCUGGUGAGCAGUCGUUUGACUUUCUUGCCGAGAGCGACAAGAUGCUGUAUUUCCCCUCGGUACGAGCAGGCCAUGAUAAAUUAGAGGUCACGGAUCGAUCUUCAAAUAAACGAYGAGACCRACCACAAAAGAGAAAGURCGGCCCCUACAUAGUGGACAACGAGGAACCUGAUUGGCCGCACCCGUCGUCGUAUCGAGACUUCGGCAAAACAAMCCCCAACAUUGUGCUGGAUGAAGAUAUAAUCAACCAAGAAGAUUAGRUUAGCCAUUACGCGACGUAUACGAUAACGCCGACAACCUGAUGCGCCAACUCGCCAAAAUGAUAACUUUUCAUCCAACAAUUUAUUCKCAGUUCACUGURUGGCACGCAACUUUCCGUUGACUCGUGAGCAUUUCACUCAAUAAACUUCAAUGAAAAUUAAUURUUGCA
Molecule: messenger RNA, 5022 nt
Organism: Pseudo-nitzschia multistriata
Lineage: Eukaryota; Bacillariophyta; Bacillariophyceae; Bacillariales; Bacillariaceae
Source: the annotation of a GenBank genome assembly